Molecule: messenger RNA, 3523 nt
Organism: Ectocarpus sp. CCAP 1310/34
Lineage: Eukaryota; Phaeophyceae; Ectocarpales; Ectocarpaceae
Source: the annotation of a GenBank genome assembly
AUGCUCGCUCGAGCUGCUGNGCCUCGAAGGGCCAGCGGAGGGCGGAGCACGCUCUCCUCGCAAGCGACGGUAGCGGUGGGGGAGGAGCGCCGGGCCGCGGAAACGGCGGCCGCCGCAAGCGUGGCGGCGGCGGUGGCGGCGGCGGCGGCAACCAGAAGGGGAGAGUGGGUGGCGCGAAGGCUGGUGGCGGCGGCGGAGCCGGCGACGACGAUGCGGGUGGCCGACUGCACCGAGAGCAAGCCCGUGCGAUGUGAGACAUGCAAGGGCUACGNGGCCAACUGCCCCGAGAGCAAGCCCGUGCGAUGUGAGACAUGCAAGGGCUACGGGCACAAGCGCAAGUGCCUGACCGAGGAGGCGGCGCUCGUGGUGGAAGUGCCGGCGGGGGGGGCCUCGGCGGACGCCACAGCACUGGACGUGGCAGAAGGGGCGCUGGUGGUCGGGUAUGGCGACGUGACGGUAACCCUUAGCUCGCGCGACGGUACAACCGACCUGUUGUUGAAACGAGUUGCACGCGUUCCUCGACUUGAUCACAACCUAGUAUCUCUCACUUGCCUCUUCGACGACGGAUUCGAAACCAAAACCCUCAAUAAACACGAGUUGGAAUUGGAGAGAAGGGGGGGGGAGUCGAUGUACUUCCCCCGAUGCGAUAACCUGUACGUCCAAAAAGGUUUCCGCACACACACCGAACAUGCUUAUGCCGCAAUUCCUCCUGGCAACGGGAAAGCGUCCAGCGCCCCCGUUGACAUCAACGAUUUAAAGUGCGCGCACGGCCACGCCCACGAGGUGCUGCUGAGGACCACGGCGAAGCAGCAGGGGACGACGAUGGUGGACGAGCUCUUGGAGUGCCUGGGGUGCUCGACGGCGAAGGGGCUUUCCAAGCCCAUCCCCAACAAGACGUCGACCCGAGCAAUGAACGAUGCCGAGUACUUCCAGUCCACCACCCUCCUCCGGUAUGCCGGAAAGCUGGGAGGUCUGUACCCGGAUGAUGCUCUCGCCGCCCUCAAGGUGGACGAGAUCGUGAUGAUCGCGGAGGACGUGUUGACCAACAUGUCCAAGUGCACGGGCCAGAAGGACGACACAGUCGCCAAGGGAGUACUCGUGGGAAAGAUCAAGACCCUGGUGGACAUGCUUGUCGCCAAGCUUGCGGCUAACCCGUCCUCCAUGUUCUUCGUUGGCAACUCCCCCAACAUCGCGGACCUCCAGGUGCACGCCGUGAUCAAGAACUCCCAAGCGAACUUCCUGACGGGUCUCCCCACGACCCACAUCGUGGACACCGCUCCCACGCUCAUGGAAAUGGAGGCUGCCCUCGUGGAGGACCCCAAGGUGGUUGGGAAUGGAGACACGGACGAACUCGUCCCCUCCGUUGGUUCUGGCUCUUGGUGUGGAGUAGUACGUGACAAGGGCCCGGGGGACAGCUGGCUUGAGGGAUUCAUGGCGAGGCACCCGGGGUUGUCGGAGCGCGCUACCCACAUCUACGAAGCAAACCGGAUCAACGUAGACGACGAGCCUCGCCUUGAAGCCUUCUACGGGACAUGGGAAGCGUACCUCGCGGAGACCAAGCUCACGCCGGACCGCAUCAUCAAGACGGACGGGACAAGUUCCACCCCGCAAGGUACAAAGUCGGUGAAGGCUAUCGUGCCAACAGGCACCAAGGUGCCCGGCGCGAGGCGCUCCAACUCGCGAGAAAAUACAACGGUGGUCGCCAGCAUCGGCCCCGACGGCCACACCUACAACCCUAUCAUCAUCUACAAAGGCCAGCGUACACAACCCGCUUGGAUCCAGGACAAGAACGGCGUCCCCGAUGCGAAGUACACCGUCACGGAGCCAUCCUUCAUCCAGAGCCACGUGUUCCUCGACUACCUUCGAGACCUCCGCGAACAGCUCGAUGCACGCGGCUUGCAGGGCAGAGUUCCCCUCGUGCUCGACGGCCACGCCUCGCACAAGACCUUCGACGCCAUCAGCUUGGCCAUCUCUCUGGACAUCGACCUCUUCCAGCUCUCGUCCCACACAUCGCACAUCACCCAGCCCUUGGACGUUGGUACGUUCGGAACCUUCACGAAGAAGCUCACCAGGGUGCUCACGGCCUACCCACUGAAAAUCGGGGGGAGGAGUCCGGUGAAGCGCGACAUGGCUGGCGUGAUUGCAGACAUGGAGCGGGAGCUUCACGCCUGCGAACAACAUGGCGGCGUUCAAAGGGGCGGGCUUGUGGCCGGUGAACAUGGAGAAGGCCAUCAACCGACUACACGGCAAGAGGAAGCAACGGGAGAAUGACCGCCCGAUCCCUGAUGACCUCGCCGUCGUUGCCUCUAAGAAGCAGCUCGAAGAAGAUCUCGGCCACGCUGCCCUCCUGGAGCUGAAACGACACGGUGUGAUGAUCGAGGGGCUCCGCGUGAACACCGUGUUCCUCGGCGGGCUCACCCACCUCACCAAGCGCUCCAAGUCUUUCGCGACCGUUCGGGCGGGCGGGGGGAAGCCCGAGGGCGGUCUCCUGUCCGCCGAAGAACGCCUUGCCAAGGCCAGGAAGGACAAAGAGGAGAAGGAGGCAGCUGCGAAAGUACAGGCGGACAACGCCAAGGCCCGUACAGAGGCAUGGGCAGCGAGGGAGGCCAACCUUGGGCAGGGCGGCGGGCGGGGAGCUGGAGGGCGAGGCGCAGGGAGGAGUGGGGUGCGGGGAGAGGGAAGGGGCGGGGGGCGGUGAGAGAUGAGCGUGGGGGGUGGGCAAAACUGUACACGGACGGAGGUCGGGGGGCGCGGCUGUGGUGGGCGUCAGGAAGGGCGAGACGGGCGCGGCCAGAGAAAGGGUGGCCGGGGCCGCCCCGCUGGUGCUCGCGGAGAGGGAAGGGGGCUAGUGGGCGGGUGGGGGCCGGUGCUCGCGUCCAAGGAAGAGCGGGACGGCCGAGAGGGGCGGUGGUUCCCCUUGGUUCAGCCGCCGCCGCCAGCGGCCCCUUUUUUCUCUCGAGGACGGCAACGAGCCCCGACACCAAUCGUUGAUGUGUAGACUACAUGCUGCACGGUUAUCGGUUUUUUUUUCGAGUGAAGGAUGAAUUAUUCGAGUGAGACAUACAGAAAACGUCAGUUGAGUGUCGAGGUGCCGAUAUGCAUUCCAGGGUUGUGCUCUAACAGCUUUUGGGGGUAGUUUUUCGAGCGUCCCACGGGGGGGGAGGGGGGGUGUAGAGAAAACGUCAGUUGAGUGUCGAGGUGCCGAUAUGCAUUCCAGGGUUGUGCUCUACCAGCUUUUGGGGGUAGUUUUUCGAGCGUCCCACGGGGGGGGAGGGGGGAUGGGGGGUGUAGAGGUGUUUUCCGGAACCCCGGGGACGUUGAAAUGCUGUCCCCGGGCCUGAAGGGCUAUUGAUUGUUUUGGCUACUUUGCGACUUGAGCUGAUCGUCUUGAAAGGACCUUUCGAUGGGGCGUUCGAGUGGUGGAAAGCAGGUGCGAUUUUCUGCGAGAAGUCUCACCGUAGUGCCAAGCUGCUUUUUGCCUGGCCCAGUUUACGUAUUGAAUGUAUGUAGUCUAUGUAAAGAG